AUGGGUAUUCCAUCACACCUGCCAGACACUCGUGCCAAUCUUUUUGGCAAAACUGCCAUUGUUACUGGCGGUUCUCGUGGUAUUGGGGCUGGGAUCGCACUGGAACUUGCGAAUCGAGGCGCAAAGGUUGUUAUCAUAUACACAUCGUCCAAGAGCGAAGAUACUGCCAAUUCGUUGAUAAAACGCAUAAAUACCCUUGGAAAUGGCGCAGCAGCAAUGAAAAUCAAAGCUGACCUCUGCGAGGCAUCUGCUCCAAGACAUAUCGUCCAGGAGGCUCUUCCAUUCGUCAAUGGCAAGAUCGACAUCGUGGUGAACAACGCGGGCGUUAAUUGUAUGAAGUCGAUUACGGAAAUCACGCCAGAAGUCUAUGCUUCGGUUUUCGACUUGCAUGUGCGCGCUCCGAUUCUCAUGAUGACAGAGGUGCUUCCAUAUCUAAGAUCACCCGGGCGAAUCGUCAAUAUGAGCUCUAUAGCUGGACGGGGUAUUUUUCAAGAGCUAUCAUUGUACUGUUCGUCCAAAGCAGCAUUGGAAGGGUUAACACGGGCUUGGGCCACGGAACUGGGGCCGAAAGGCCAUACCGUCAACGCAGUCAGUCCGGGUCUCAUCCAGACGGAUAUGUUGAGCGGUCUCGCCGAAGAUUAUUUUGAUGCAGCCAAGGCUCAAACACCGAUGGGGAACCGUAUUGGCACAGUGGAUGAUGUCGCUCAGAUAGUCGCGUGGCUGGCAAGUGAGGAAAGCAGAUGGGUGACAGGACAGGUUCUCAGUGCCAGUGGUGGAUGUGCAAUGUAUUAG
Aspergillus wentii DTO 134E9 is the source of this 792-nucleotide messenger RNA. Its product is annotated as SDR family NAD(P)-dependent oxidoreductase. NCBI's taxonomy places the organism in Eukaryota, Fungi, Ascomycota, Eurotiomycetes, Eurotiales, Aspergillaceae. The transcript is spliced from 2 exons. Bases 1 to 792 code for a protein of 263 amino acids. Gene Ontology annotation, molecular function: oxidoreductase activity. The record is from RefSeq and is a predicted model, not a curated record.